AUGGCCGGUGAUGAUGACGAGUUUGGCCUCUCGUCGGGCGAUGAAGCGGAACUGAUCGAGCUUGAGAAGACGGUCCCUUUGAACAAACGAUCACGCGACGAUGACACCGACGGGCACGCAUCGAAGAAGGCCCGGAACAAUGGAUCAGCAUCUGCUACCGCCAUUCGAAUCGCCAAUCAAGUCCUCAAACAGCAUUUCAGGAUUUCCUCCUUCAGACUCAAACAAGAGGCAGCCAUUGCGCGACUCCUCGAUGGUGGCAGCGCCGUCGUGGUCUUUCCUACUGGAGGUGGCAAAUCGCUAUGCUACCAAGUCCCUGCACUAGGCUUCAAGGAAAUGGAUCGAAUCGCUGGCAUACGUCAAGGUCCCGCUGAGAGUGGUAUCACCAUUGUUGUUUCCCCCCUGAUCGCCCUCAUGAAAGAUCAAGUCGACGCUUUACAUCGAAAAGGCAUCGAAGCGGCCGUAAUGGACUCCACGAAGACCAAGGAUGAAUAUCUCGCCACUGUGGAUGCAUUGAGCAAUGGCACUCUGGAUAUACUGUACUGUGCGCCCGAGCGUCUCAACAAUGAAGGCUUCCUGACCUCAAUGGCCAACGUCAAGGGAGGCGUCCGACUUCUCGCCGUCGAUGAGGCCCAUUGCAUCUCUGAGUGGGGGCAUGCCUUUAGGCCAGAUUACUUGAAAGUGGCUCGAUUUGCAAAAGAGAUCAAUGCAGAGAGAGUGGUAUGCCUGACUGCUACUGCCACGCCAGCUGUAGCCAGGGAUGUCUGCAAAGCAUUCGAAAUUGACGAUGCUGGUCUUUUCAGGACGUCUACAUAUCGAUCAAACCUCAAGCUCAAGGCUCAAUCGUUCCAGACCAAGAAUGAGUCGUAUACUGUGCUCGAGGCACUACUCAGGUCGCAUCCGGGAUCAACAAUAAUCUACGUGACGACGCAAAAACAGACCGAGGAGCUCGCCAUGCGUUUGCGGCAGCGGAAGCUGAAGGCGGAAUUCUUUCAUGCGGGCAUGAGCUCGCAGGCCAAAGUUUUGGCUCAGGAAAAAUUCAUGAAAUCAAAGGAUUUGAUCAUGGUGGCGACAAUCGCCUUCGGCAUGGGGAUUGACAAGGCGGACAUUCGGAACGUCAUCCAUUACGACAUCCCUCGCAGUAUCGAGGGCUAUAGUCAAGAGAUCGGGAGGGCUGGACGUGAUGGGCUCGACUCGCAGUGUGUGCUGUUCCUGUGUGCUGAAGAUCUCCAUUUGCGGGAAAGUAUGGCACGUGGUGACCUACCCAGCAAGAAUGCAGUCUUCGCUCUGUUGCAGAGCAUCUUUUCCUGCAGGGUGUCAGACGAUCACCUGCAGACAAUUGAAGUCAGUCCCUAUGCUCUGGGGAAAGAGUUCGACAUCCGACCUACGACCCUCGGCAGCAUCUUCGCACAAUUGGAGCUGCGUUUCGGCUUAAUGCGAGCAACCACUCCAAAGUACACUCAGUAUCGCUGGAAAGUGUUGAAGUCCUCGAGCUGGGACCAGAGCCCUGCUGCGAUUGCAAUACAACGUGGCGCAAAGAAAGCCAGGAUCUGGAGUGAUAUUGACGUCGAGCUAACUGGGCGCGUGAGCGGCGUUCCACGGGCGGACCUUGUGCGAAAGCUGAAUGAGUGGCACGAUGGCAGAUGUAUCGAGCUCGAUGUCAGUGGCGUGACCAACGUCUUCCGCGUGCUGAAGGAUUGGCCACCCUCGCCGACGGAAACAGAACGAUUGACGGAUGAGCUGUACAAGGACCUCGAGGUCCGGGAGCAGCAAGCGCUGGACAGAAUGAACCAAGUCAUCGAUCUGAUCACUGGCAAAGUGUGCUUUGCUCAUGUUCUAGCUUCGCACUUUGGCGACUCGCUCCCGGAGGACGCUGCCCAGUGCGGACAUUGUACAUGGUGUGAGACCAAGACUGCCGUAGAGAGAGUUUCUGCCCCCGAGAGAGCUUGGAACUCCACUGCUUUCUCCAAGGUGCUCGAAACUGUCACUGCUCGAGACGACCCGCGAUACCUGGCUCGGAUCGCCUUUGGCAUCCACAGUCCACGUGUCACCGUCGACAAGCUGGGCAAGAGUCCCGUGUUUGGUUCGAUGGAAGAUCAUGAAUUCAUGGCCUUACUCAAAGCAUUCGAGGAAGUGUGUGACAAGUAGUGUACCAUGGACUGACCAUACAGCCCUGUUUCUACAACAUUCGAAAGGGAACAGGCAAGAUUUGCUCUCGGACUUGCGCCUGGUACGCCGUCUUUCCAGCCGCCACGAUUAUCCGGAAUCGCCGCGAAGCCCGCGAAACGGACUUUCGCCCGAAUGACGAGCGCUGGGAGCUAUAUGCCCAAGUCGACUUCCAAGCGCACAAUUGGACGAUCGCUGUUGACCAACUCUAGCGGGAGUUCCUGGAGAGCCGGUAGUGGGGCGUGGCACCAGUAUCGACGAGGCAAUUCGAACUGGACAUAGCUCGAUGUGACCUUUACGUGAUGGAAAUCUGUAUACUGCGAUGUCUUUACUUCACGUCGAUUCAUGGAAUUGAUCUGUGGUGCACAUGGUUGGAUCGUAGUAUACAGAGGUAUACCGUUCCACUCACCUGAUUGAUCAUGCUCCCUCCCCAUGAGGGAUUGGCGCGCAUCACAUCAUGUUCGAGACAAAUGUAUUAAGGGACGACGCCGGCUGUGGCAGGUAGGCAUUCCAAGUGAUCCUCUUUGUCUGAGGCACCCCCUAGUCUUCGGCGUCUUCACAUGCAGGCUGCUCGCUCGUUUCCACGGCCCCACGGCGUGCUUCUGGAAGCAUGAUAUAAGCAAUUUCAAGCAAGUAUUACUGUACUAGUGAGCAUGGUUCGGACAUGGGACCCAUGAAGGGGGGUAGGGGGACUUGCGAAGGCUGUCGCUGUUGGGUAUUAUUAAUGUCGGCACGUGGGAAUCAUUCGAUUUCGCAGGUGGGUAGGACGGGAAUGGAGAGAUGGAUGUUCUUGAUGCGAUUGUGAGUACCUACCUGUAUCUGCCUGAUUUUAGGUAGUGCUGCUCCGUGAGGCCGGUGAGCAGCUCAGGCGGGCAGUCAAUAAUACGGGGGCGAUGGCGAUUGUGAUGUUGUAGUGAGGUGGACACACGAAAGGGAAGCCAGCAGGGUGGUGACACUGGG
Sphaerulina musiva SO2202 is the source of this 3123-nucleotide messenger RNA. Its product is annotated as ATP-dependent DNA helicase. NCBI's taxonomy places the organism in Eukaryota, Fungi, Ascomycota, Dothideomycetes, Mycosphaerellales, Mycosphaerellaceae. The record is from RefSeq and is a predicted model, not a curated record. Gene Ontology annotation, molecular function: ATP binding; four-way junction helicase activity; nucleic acid binding. Gene Ontology annotation, cellular component: chromosome; cytoplasm; nucleus. The coding region runs from base 1 to 2145 and encodes 714 amino acids. The transcript has 3 exons. Gene Ontology annotation, biological process: double-strand break repair via homologous recombination.